AUGCGCAAGAGAAAUAGGUCUGCCACUUUAUUUGACAGUGUGCAGAAAAAGCAUCGCAAAGCAGAUGAACCUGACGAUGAGAGCACACCUGCACCCAUCGCGAGCCAAGAUGCUGAGCAUGACGGAGACGACAGGGAAGAUGGGGAAGAUGGGGAAGAUGGGGCAGAUGGGGAAGACGGACAAGACAGAGACGACGCCGAGGGCAGCCCUUUCUCUGCUCGGGGCGACGAGCGGCCGCCCGUUGUGAGCCCACCGCCACGGUCCGCGUACAAGAUCCCGGCCUACACACAUGAAAACCGCACCAUGCGAUUGUACGCUGGCCCUCUUCGCAAAUGGGACCGCCGGCAGGCUCUUGUCAAUACCGUGUACGGCCCCCGGGCCGAUAAUAUCAGACUGUUCUGGGACCUCCAAAUCCGCUGGCAGCGCUGCAUGUACCCCAAACCCCUCCGUCAGGACGACGUGGAGCCGGGAGACACCCGGGGCGUGGUGCUUGUCAGCCCUUGGCUGCCGAACAAUUUGGAAUCCGACCAGCAGACCGCAUACGGCUCAUGGUGGAGCAAGUAUGCCGCAGCCAUGCGUGCCCAGGGCAGGGCGCCGUUCGGCGAGGUGGACGAAAUCGGGGAAAAGGAGGCCGCACCGUUCCUCCCGUGGAAUGUCUCUACGGAGUCGGACUUGGACAUUUUCGAUGACAGUUCGAACAGCAUAGUCUGUCUGCGGGCAGGCGAAUCGUCGACGUAUAGAACCACCGCAGACGCAGACGCCGGGGCACGGUCCACCGGUCCUAACGCACCCACAGAGACCGACCGCGAGGGCCAAAUUCCUGUGGACAAGCCACCGAGUCCAGUAUUCUACUUUAAUCCGGGAGGCAAGGUCCUCUCCCUGGCCUGGGCACCCAUGCCGAAGGCUGGCCGGAUGGAAGGCUCCUUACUCGCCGUUGCCGUUGUCCCGCACAAGCACGACGAAGACAAUAACACUGUCGACGGUCUCUCAGGCGCCACAACAAAAGAAGAGAGGGCCAGGUUUUCCGAGUCGCCGGCGAGCAUUCAGUUUUGGAGAGUCGCGCUGCGAGGUGGCAAGGCCGGCGAACCACGUGUCUUUGGCGACGGAGCCCGGCUAGAUUGGGUGAGCUGCUUCUACUGGGGGUGGCCAAAGCGGUUGGAGUGGUGCCCUGUCCAGCCGCUCAUGGGCGACUCGUGGCCUGGCUUACUUGCUGUGCUCACCGAGGACGGCAUAGUACGCAUCAUCAAAGCCCAACAGGGCAUGAAAGAGCAGACUCGAUACGGUAAAAUUAUCCACGCGUUGGCGUCUCUAGAGUUUCCUGGCGAGGAAGGCGUCCAUGCCACUUGCAUGUCGUGGGUAGGUAUCAACCGGAUAGUGGUUGGCUACACCGACGGCACGAUCGCACUCUGGUCUGUGUUCCCACAGCUGGUGCUUCUCCGCUUCCCAACACACAUGUCCGCUAUACAAGACAUCCGCUCCGGUUAUCCAUCCAAACCGUACCUGGUAUCUGUACGCCCGGUGGAGGGCGUCCUUCGCCUUCUCGAUCUCACCCGCCCCAGCAGCGAACACACCUUCCACCCGAGCCCAGUAGCCGGCAUCCAAGGCAACAUGCUGGACUGGGUAGAGCUUAUGCAGGGCUUUGCUACGUCUGCGCCAGCCAACAGCCCCGUGAGUUUUAAGCUUGACUUCCUGCACCACCGGCACUUCCCGUGCCCUCGCAAGUUUUUUCCGUCUCGGCGGGAAUCGCCGCCGACAUGCCUGGCCGUUGGCAAGACGCACCCGUUUGCCCUCGUCGGCGCGGCCGACGGAAAGGUGUGGGCGUGCAACAUUCUUGACACAGUGUUCCCUACCCACUGGGAAUCGCAUGUGCCCUCCUCCACGUUGAUUUUUGCGAGCGACUUCAAAAGACCGACCCGGCAAGACACCGAGGCCAGUUCUCUCCGCGGUGGCACGCUGUUCCGGUUCAUGUUCAAGCAGGAAACCGAGUCGAAAGCCGACAUUCUUGAGGACGACGCGGCGGACCCAGACGAUUUGUCCGGCCUAGGGCCGUCCGCGCUACCUGGACAGGAGGCACUGGGGCCGGUUAUCCACGAGAAGCUGGCUUCCGUCACGGCCCUUGCUUGGAACCCGGAUUUCGCAUUUGGCACCUAUUUCGCCAUUGGCCUCGCGUCGGGCCUGGUGGUGAUCCGACAGCUGGACGGCACUGUUUAG
This is a messenger RNA of Sporothrix brasiliensis 5110, 2211 nucleotides long. Its product is annotated as transcription factor tfiiic complex subunit. The transcript is spliced from 2 exons. Gene Ontology annotation, biological process: transcription by RNA polymerase III. Gene Ontology annotation, molecular function: protein binding. The coding region runs from base 1 to 2211 and encodes 736 amino acids. NCBI's taxonomy places the organism in Eukaryota, Fungi, Ascomycota, Sordariomycetes, Ophiostomatales, Ophiostomataceae. The record is from RefSeq and is a predicted model, not a curated record. Gene Ontology annotation, cellular component: transcription factor TFIIIC complex.